Dothidotthia symphoricarpi CBS 119687 is the source of this 2100-nucleotide messenger RNA. RefSeq lists its product as uncharacterized. Gene Ontology annotation, molecular function: poly(A) RNA polymerase activity; mRNA binding. The coding region runs from base 1 to 2100 and encodes 699 amino acids. NCBI's taxonomy places the organism in Eukaryota, Fungi, Ascomycota, Dothideomycetes, Pleosporales, Dothidotthiaceae. Gene Ontology annotation, biological process: RNA 3'-end processing. The record is from RefSeq and is a predicted model, not a curated record. Gene Ontology annotation, cellular component: nucleolus; TRAMP complex. The transcript has 2 exons.
AUGGCGGACUCAUAUCGCCCCGGCCGCUCCAGUCGCCCGCCGCCUCUCGCAGACCGCAUGACGUUCACCAGCGGUGGAGGCGGAGGAGGAGGCGACAACUACAGGCCUGGAGGCCAGCAACAACAGCACGCCGACUUCACCUUCACGUCGGGCCACCACGCGCCGCGCUUUCCGCCUGCUGGGCCUGCCGACUCGGACUCGCGCUCGCAGGCGCGGAGACGCCCUCGAGGUGGAGCCUCGGGGAGCCAGCGCGACUACUCGGGACCGUCUCAUGGCAGCGCCAGAGGCAAUGCAAAUGGCUUCCGGGGUAGAGGCAGGGGCAGGGGCCGAGGAGGCUUCCGCGCCCCCCACGAGCGCGCCCUUCUGCAGGUCCGCGACGAUGCCAGCCCUGAGCACAUCAUGGGCGUCGAAGGUCCCAACAAGUUCCUAGACGUCGACAACAUGUCUGACGAUGAGGAAACCGCCAUGGACGUUGGCAGUGACAAAUCCGUCGACGAUGUCUCGGCUGACGGUCAGGACGGCAACCACAAGGUAGCCCGAACGCAGCCCAAUGGGCGUGCUGACGGCAACUCUGUACCCCAGUGGUGCAAUCCUGAUCCGUACACUGCCCUGCCGCCGCCUGAAGAGGUCAAUGGCAAGAAGAUUGACUUCGUCAAGAUGUUGCGCAAAGCCAAGAAUCAGGCAGCGGAAAAGGCUCAGGCCAACAACGCUGUUGCCGCCAACGACGAUUUCAUCUCGUUUGGCGAUGAUGACGCUGCUGAUGAAGAUGCUAUAUCUGCGCCUGUGUCUACUCGUGGAGUCCAUGUAUUCGAGGAUGAGGAGCCCGCGCCUCGCCGCCCUCAACGCAACGAGCCUGCGAGCCGGCCGGUGCGAGGCUCCAUGAACGACCUUGAUUAUGCUUCUCUACACACUGGGCCGCAGAACGACCCGCCGAAUGGGAGGCGAACAGCACAAGCGGCUGGGUUGCCUGACCAACCUUCACGCCCAGGCCGCGCCAGCAAGCGCAAGCACGUAGAGCUCGAGUCUUCUGGCAUCAUACAGGAGUGGCUGCCCGAUGCACAAUGCCACCCGUCACCGUGGAUGGAUCCGCGCCACAGCUAUGAUCAUCUCGCCCAAGAUCCCUUCAAAUGGCUCCACAACGAGAUCCUGGAUUUCUACGAUUUCGUCGCACCUCAGACAUUCGAGCACGACGUUCGCCAUGCUCUUGUAAAGCGGAUCCAAGCCGCGCUGGGCACUCAGAGGCUUCCCCAGGAUACUGGUCGCAUUCUGUGCUUCGGAUCCUUUCCAGCAGGAUUGUACUUGCCAACAGCCGACAUGGAUCUGGUGUAUACAUCGGACAGGCAUUUCAAUGGCGGUCCACCAGUCUUGGAUUUCUCCUCCAAAACUGCUGUGAACAGAACGCUUCGACAGGCUGCGAGGAGACUCGAGCAGGUGCACAUUGCUACCAACGUCCUUGUCAUUGCCAAGGCCAAGGUUCCAAUCAUCAAGUUCACGGAUAGAGUCACCAACCUCCACGUCGAUAUUUCAUUCGAGAACCUUAGCGGUGUUCAAGCACAAGCAACAUUCGCGCAAUGGAAGAACCAGUACCCUGACAUGAUCUACAUGGUGGCCCUCUUGAAACAGUUCCUGGUUAUGCGCGGAAUGAACGAAGUCCACCAUGGCGGUCUAGGAGGAUUUAGCAUCAUCUGUUUGGUCGUCAGCUAUCUACAGCACGCGCAAAAGUCGGAGAACUUGGGUGAAUGUUUCCUGGGGUUCCUCAAAUACUACGGUAACGACUUCAGUCUUAGCCGGCAACGGAUUCAAAUGCAUCCUCCAGCGAUCAUCGACAAGACAUCAUAUGGCAUUGACGGGCGAGCGGAGAAGCCGGACGGCCUCUCGAUUCAAGAUCCUAACCGCCCGGACAACAACAUCUCUGGUGGAUCCCAUAAAGCGAGAGAGGUAUUCAAAGCCUUUGGCAAAGCGUACAGAAUACUCGAUGAUCACAUGGACGUACUACGCGCGGGUCAGGUCAGCCCUGGGCAUAGCAUACUUGCAUGCUUACUCGGCGGUAACUACAGCACGUAUAUUAUGCAGCGACGCCACCUCAAGUCACUUAAGUAA